CCUCUGUCUACCCCACGAUCCCCAAACGUUCUCCAUUUCUAUAUCUUAGAAACCCUCCGAGGGUCUAGAGAGCGACUCCGCAAGCUCACCACCAUGGCUUCCUCCACCGCUGCCGCCGUGCAGACGGUCACCCAGGUCGUCACCAAGAUUGCCUCCGCCGCCAGCGCGACUCCGAGCAGUGGGAACAAGGCUACUCCCCAAGGUGGCGUGCUCGAACAUGUCAACCCAGUACAUUACGAUCCAAAGAACCCAAUUAUUCUGUUCAUUGUCCAGGCUUCCAUCAUCAUCAUUUUCUGUCGUCUCCUCCACUGGCCCCUCGCAAAGAUCCGUCAACCUCGAGUUAUCGCUGAAGUUAUUGGAGGCAUUCUCCUUGGUCCCUCCGUCCUUGGCCGCAUCCCCGGAUUCAAAGCGAAUAUCUUCCCCGAUGCCAGUAUACCCCUCUUGAAUUUGGUUGCGAACUUGGGUCUCACUCUGUUCCUGUUCAUCAUCGGUCUGGAAGUGGAUCUGCGCAUUGCCACGAGGAAUUGGAAAGUCGCAUUGAGCGUUGGUGUCGUUGGCAUGGCCUUGCCUUUUGGUUUGGGUGUCGCCAUCGCGGUGGGAUUGUACCACCAAUUCAAGGACGAACCGGGCACCGUGCCAAUCAACUUCGGUAUCUUUGCGCUCUUCAUCGGUGUCGCAAUGGCUAUCACUGCCUUCCCCGUACUUUGCAGAAUUCUUACCGAGCUCAAAUUGUUGGAUACUCCCGUUGGUGUUAUUGUCCUGGCUGCUGGCGUCGGAAACGACGUGGUCGGCUGGAUCUUGCUUGCCCUCUGUGUUGCCCUCGUCAAUGCAGCCAGUGGUUUAACAGCACUUUGGGUGCUCCUGGUGUGUGUUGGUUACACGCUCUUCCUCGUUUAUGCCGUUCGGCCUUUGUGGAUCCGCCUUCUACGAUGGAACGGAGCUAUUCAGGACGGCCCCAGUCAGGGAAUUAUCGGUCUCACUCUACUUCUCUGUCUUGCUUCGGCCUUUUUCACCGGUAUUAUUGGUGUCCACGCCAUUUUCGGUGCCUUCCUGGCUGGAAUGAUCUGCCCGCACGAAGGUGGCUUCAACAUCAAGGUCGCUGAGAAGAUUGAGGAUCUUAUCGGAGCAUUGUUCUUGCCUCUCUACUUCACCCUAUCUGGACUCAACACCAACAUUGGCCUUCUCGAUAGUGGAAUUGUCUGGGCCUACGUUAUCGGUGUCACUUCUGUCGCCUUCUUUGCCAAGUUCAUUGGUGCCGCCGCGGCUGCUCGCUGGACCGGAAUGAUGGGGCGUGAGUGCCUGGCUAUCGGAUCGCUGAUGAGUUGCAAGGGUCUUGUCGAGCUUAUCGUCCUCAACAUCGGUCUCCAGGCAAAGAUUCUAGGAACGCGUACAUUCACCAUGUUCGUCGUCAUGGCCCUCGUCACAACUUUCAUGACCUCGCCUCUCACCAUUCAGUUCUAUCCAUUGUCGUACCAAAAGAAGGUGGCUGCCUACCGCAGAGGCGAGAUUGACUGGGAUGGAAACCCUCUGGACGGGAGCGAGAGCGUCGCCGACGGUGCCCAUUACGAGAAAUUGGAGACCCAGAAGAUCAGGCGCCUCACGGUUUACUUGCGCUUGGACAGCAUGCCAAACCUACUUGCAUUCUCCUCCCUCUUCGGCGGAAAGUUGGAGAAACAAGCAGUCAAAUCUCAUCCUUCGCUCAACAACGCAAGCAAUGUGGCAGAACGCGGCGAGCCAUCGGCGAGCGAGGAACCGACCAAACGAAGUGUCGAAGCACACGGUCUACGUUUGCUCAACCUCACCGAUCGUGGAUCUUCCGUCAUGCAGGUAUUCGAGGGGCAGUCUUACACGGCGAACGAUCCCAUCGUCAAUACAUUCCGAACAUUUGGACGUCUUCAUAACUUGGCUAUCAGUGGUGAGGCACUUGUCGUUCCAGAAUCUUCUUUCGCCGACACGCUCACCACCCGUGCUGCCGAAUCGGAUCUACUUCUGAUACCGUGGAGCGAGACGGGAGGAAUGAGUGAACAGGCAAUUAUCGAGGACAAGGGAACGAAGAAUAAACUCGCAGCCGGCUCCUAUCUAUCUUUCGUCAGUUCCACACUAGACCAGUCAUCAGUCACCACGGCAGUUUUGGUCAAUAAGAAUUUCGGUGGGCCAAAGAACAAGAACAAGCCGAAGCUAGCUCGCACAUACAGCAACGUCAGUCUCCAGAGCCACCGAGACGUACCUGUCGAUGCUCCCCUCCAGGAUCAAAGCCAUCACAUCUUCUUCCCCUUCUUCGGCGGCGAAGACGAUCGAGCCGCCCUCCGCCUCGUCCUCCAGCUUGCCGAAUCCCCAGACGUCACCGCCACCCUUGUGCAUUUCGAAGUAUCCGACGAAUUCCUCGACACUACCUCCCCCACAUCCGCCUCUUCCUCCUCCGAUCCAACCCCCAACAAAGGCCCCGAAGCCACCGUCACCCCGACCCCAGCUUCGACCUCCCCACGCGAACAAGACGCUGCCUUCUUCGCCGCCCUUCGCGCGUCCCUCCCUCCCGAGCUCUCCUCCCGGGUCCUCUUCGACACCCACCGCGCCACCAACCCCCUCCAAGACGUCCUCACCCGCGCCGGCACAGAGGUCGGUCAAUCCCCCCGCAACGCAGGCGACCUCAUCGUCCUGGGCCGCAACAUCGGCCGCAAGGGUCUCGCCUCAACUGUCAGCGGCGCCUCUCGCGAGUCCGUCGACGACAUCCGAACCUCGACCUCUGCCGGCUCGACGCUCGGCGUGUUGGCAGAGAAGGCGUGGCAGGCGAAGCUCAGCGCUAGCGUGCUCGUCGUCAAGGCUGCUAGGAGGGAGUAGACGUCCUAGUUUUAUCUUCUCACUACAUACUCCUACCCAUAUCUUCACGCAUUCACUCAUUUGAUCGAUCAUCCACUGCAUAUACGUUUGCAUGCCCCUCUAAACACAUAUAUUUGAAGAAGUCUAACCCCUUCCCUCAAGAUUCGAACAUGUGGGAUUUGGAUUUUAUGAAUUUUGGCAUUUGGCUAGUUUGGCUUUUGUCUUGAAGCAUUCUCGGGAAAUGUGCAAAUGUCUUCGGUUCGUCUAUCAUUGCUGCUGUCUUGGACGCCAUUUAUAUAGUGUUUGGAUCUUCUUCUGGGAAGAAUGGAUUUUUAUAUAACAAGAAGAAAGAUGGAUGGAACUUGAAUAUAUUCAUUGCAUUGACAACAUGUCAUGCCAUACCACAUCAUACCA
This is a messenger RNA of Aaosphaeria arxii CBS 175.79, 3231 nucleotides long. Its product is annotated as K(+)/H(+) antiporter-like protein 1. Bases 94 to 2838 code for a protein of 914 amino acids. Lineage: Eukaryota; Fungi; Ascomycota; Dothideomycetes; Pleosporales. The record is from RefSeq and is a predicted model, not a curated record. The transcript has 4 exons. Gene Ontology annotation, biological process: proton transmembrane transport. Gene Ontology annotation, cellular component: membrane. Gene Ontology annotation, molecular function: antiporter activity.